AGAUUAAGGUUAUAUUAAUUGGGGUCCGAAGCAUUCUAUGAAUGGAUACAGUCUUGAAGCAGAAAUAUUUUUAUUCAAAUAUAUUUUAAGAAUGUUUUAAGUAAACGCGUAGGGAGUUUCGAUUCUCUAGUAAUUUGUGACAGUUAUAUAUAUCUACCUAUCUAGAAAGAGAAGAGAGAGAUAUUUAUAUAUAAAAAUAUAUAUAUACACAGAAGGACAUAACCUUAAUUAAAAUAUUUCGAAUUUAAAAAAUGCCUCGUUUACCAUUACAUCCUUCCUCAGGUACAGGGAUAGUGACUAAAUAUGGAAAAUCUAUUAGAUUUGCCCGAUAUGGUUGUGCAAACAGACCGUUCUACCAUAUUGUCGUUAUGGAUACAAAAUUAGCGGAACAUAGGCCUCCUAUUGAACAAUUAGGUUCUUAUGAUCCAAUACCAAACAAAUACAAUGAGAAAUUAAUUUCAUUUAAUUUUGAAAGAAUACAAUAUUGGCUUGGGCAACGAGUAGCUAUUUCUACACCAGUCGCUGAGUUGUUAGGCUUAGCAGGUUUCUUCCCUAUUCAUCCAAGAACUUACAUGACAGCAUGGAGAAAUAGAAAAGCUAGAGAAAACUCUGAAGUAAAUAAAGAAGCAGAGAAACAAACAGUUACUAAUUAGAUUCUUUAUAAUUUUUUGUAUGUAUUGAUUUAUGUAAAUAAUAAGUAAAUAAAUAAAUAAAAAUAAGCACAC
Molecule: messenger RNA, 725 nt
Organism: Polistes canadensis
Lineage: Eukaryota; Metazoa; Arthropoda; Insecta; Hymenoptera; Vespidae
Gene: mRpS16
Product: probable 28S ribosomal protein S16, mitochondrial
Exons: 2
Coding region: 252-653 (133 amino acids)
Biological process (GO): mitochondrial translation
Cellular component (GO): ribosome; mitochondrial small ribosomal subunit
Molecular function (GO): structural constituent of ribosome
Source: RefSeq, a predicted model, not a curated record